This is a messenger RNA of Lindgomyces ingoldianus, 957 nucleotides long. RefSeq lists its product as uncharacterized. Bases 305 to 913 code for a protein of 202 amino acids. Lineage: Eukaryota; Fungi; Ascomycota; Dothideomycetes; Pleosporales; Lindgomycetaceae. The record is from RefSeq and is a predicted model, not a curated record. The transcript is spliced from 2 exons.
AACACGGUUCGAAUUCUUGUCUCUUGACGUAGGAGCUCACAUCAUGCGGAUUGGUGUCUACAAAUCACCCAAAUGGUUUUCUCGCGCUUUCACUUCCACCUGUGCGCUGAACCCUCCCCAGACAUAGCUAGACACACGGCUUAUAAAAGAUCUUUUCGUCUCCGAUUAGCCAUACUGCCAUCAAUCCGAGUCCUUCCACCAUCUACAACUAUCCAUGAGCUUGCAUACGACCGACGUUCCCUAACACAGCUACGGAUUCACGAAACCACGUUUCUGCAUCAUCACGUGACCUAACCUCGAUACCAUGGCUUUGAAGACCUUCGCCGAACCGAUUCCUUUACUAAUUCCUGGACCACGAGGUACAUGUACGGUGCAAUACAUGCGCAUCAAUCCCAGAGAGUUGAACAGUGAUCUCCAGAAGAAAGUUUAUCAGCUUUGCACCCCGAGGAACCUAUUUCGCCGCUACCUCCGGAGUUUCACUCGGAAGUUUCUCAUGCAAAGUCUUUCUAUCGCCAAAGUUGAUCUGUCAGAAGCUUUGCCGACGGGAGACAUCGAACCAGGCACACCAGUGCUACUUUACCAGGCACAAUUCACAAAAGACGAAGUUCUCACACUUCUAGUCCGCGAUCGUUCCCGGGGAGCAUCAGAAUUGUCGUCGAUAUCGGAUUAUAUUCUCAGUGAUAAUCGGCGCAGCAAAGGGAAUUAUAUUAGCUGCUGCGGUGCAUGGUACUUGUACUACGAGCUCAGUGGGAGGGUGGCAGCCAAAUGGCUUUUCGUCGCACUAGUACUUUCCCUUAUUGGUGGUAUCGCAGCGGGACUUGCAGGAGACACGAAUCUCGGUCUCAACGUCGGCACAUGUACGUUGGCUGUUCUUUCCGCGGUGCAGUGGCUGUUGAUUUUAUGGCAACAAUGAGAUGACUCAAUCGCAACCGUUCUGGAGUCAAUUUAUUCUCGUCC